UCAUUUGCUGGAUAAGACAGACAGUUGUGUACCGUAUGAUCUCACUUAAUCGUUUAAUACAUCAAAUCUUAUACUGCGUAGCCUGUUUGCCGUGGGGCCUAGAGCCAGCUGUUCCCUGGAAACGUCAUAUAGAGGAGACAUUUGUCCCGCCGCUGUCGGAUGCUGAAACGCGCAAUCAGCCUGUGGAUGCUUGAUGUCCAUCAUGAAACGCAAUGCUGCACUGGGUACCGAGUGUUAGGCACAGCGCGUUUGCAACAAAUGAAUUACAAGAAAUCAAUUUAGCUGCCAGAUAUUCCUGUGGUGCGGACGGUUGAAGGUGGUCCUUCUCCUCAGCAAUCUGCUUCCUGUCUUCUAUUGGAUUGUGGAUAACAAGAAGCCUUCAAGACGGAGGGGGUGGUGGAGCAUCGAGGGAAAAAUAGGGGCAAUAUGAGAGAGCGGGACUUCAUGCCCAAUAUGGAGAGGGGCAAACCUGCUACUUAUACGGGGGACAAAAAGGCUAAGAUGGCUGCGAAGACUAACAAGAAGUGGGUGAGACUAGCCACUGUUUUUGCAUAUGUAUUGUCCGUGUCUUUAGCAGCCAUUAUCCUGGCAAUUUACUACAGCCUAAUCUGGAAGCCAACCAGUGCAUCCUCAUCUGCGGGGAAGCCAGGAGUGCCCGGGGAGGUCACCCCCACCGCAAACAUCUCAACUAACAUUUCCACAAGCAACAAUGUCUCAGAGUGGAACUCUACCCAGAGCGGAGUGUUGUCUCUCAACCAGACCAGGCAGGUCACAACCCCGUACAGUCAUGCGUUUCAAUGGGACGACAGAGCCGAGAGUGUGGCCGUCUCUGGAGCAGAAAUUGCGCACUCGCAGCAGGAGGAAGGACUCUACGCGUCUUCCCGCGGCCACACGAGCACCGAUAGAUCGGACACAUCGGAGAGGCAGACGCACGCGUCUCCAAGCGGAGAGAGCCGCGACACCCCGCCAAGCACCGGGGAGGCUGAGGGCGAGGAGGAGAUGGAGGCGCACAGACUGGGCGACGGGGCGAGUGACAAAAGCGACCCCGACCAGGCGGCUGCAGAUGCUGCCACUGCUCCCUCAACAUCCCCGAAGAGCCGAGCUGGUCCGAGAGGAGACUGAUCGGGCCGCAUUCCCCUUCCACCACAACCCCCCUCUCUCACACACAUAAACAACCCUUCAAGGAGUAUGUUUUUUUUCAGAAUCAGUGCCGCAGGUCGGAUUACACACAGGUCUUCACUUUGAACUCAUUUCGCAGAGCCUCUUAUGGAUGCUUAACUGCACAUAUUAACUGACAUCUUGCUCUGGAAAAGAGGAGACGUCGCUUUCUCGGUGAACACUGUUUCCCCUCCAACACUAACUGCGUUUUUGUUAUUAUUUUAGGCCAUCUGUAUGCCUUAAAUCAAUGUGUGUCUACUUUACCUCGGACACUGACCUGCCUGUGCGCGUGGAUGACACUGGUGUAGAUGUUUUGUUAAACUAAUAGGACUCCAGAGAUGCGUUUGGUUUUGCAGGGCAUCAAUAUUUGUCACAGGCAAACAGCGCUUAACACCACUGCCAUUCAUCGGCUAGUCUAAAUCAAUACUGCAUUUUUGCAUUUUAACAUAUAGGCUGUACUGUAUUUUUCAUGGGUCAAAUCCGGAUUUGGAGUAGAAGAACCUGCAUUAUUGAGUUAUGCUCAGGUAUGUGCAUAUAACCAUGUAAAUGUAUUGUGUAUUUGGUUAUGUUCAUAUAGAGCAGGCAUACAUCUUUUGGGCCUGUAAUUAGAUUAUUUUUUGUAUGUAUAAUAGGUAUAACUAUAUCACAAGGUACAAAUAAACAUCCUUAGAAAAAUA
This is a messenger RNA of Anarrhichthys ocellatus (wolf-eel), 1835 nucleotides long. RefSeq lists its product as uncharacterized. Lineage: Eukaryota; Metazoa; Chordata; Actinopteri; Perciformes; Anarhichadidae. The coding region runs from base 427 to 1122 and encodes 231 amino acids. The transcript has a single exon. The record is from RefSeq and is a predicted model, not a curated record.